This is a messenger RNA of Trichosurus vulpecula (common brushtail), 555 nucleotides long. Its product is annotated as leucine zipper protein 2-like. The coding region runs from base 1 to 555 and encodes 184 amino acids. Lineage: Eukaryota; Metazoa; Chordata; Mammalia; Diprotodontia; Phalangeridae. The record is from RefSeq and is a predicted model, not a curated record. The transcript is spliced from 6 exons.
AUGGGUGAUCAGGCCAGUACACGCUCGGAGUGCUCCACUACAGGUUUGGCACAAAUAGUUUGUGUGAACAUUCGAGGUGGAUAUUCCAAGUGGGAGAGAAGAGCCUCAAUGCACUGGGGCGGCAUUGUGAGAAGACUUCAUGCCUGCUCUUUCUGUGUUAGACAGGGCUAUGAAGAGCUGGAGAGACAACUGAAAGAAGUCUUCAAGGAAAGAAGCAAUAUCCUCCGACAGCUGUCAAAGACUUCCAGGGAACUUGAUGGAAUUAAAGUAAACCUUCAGUCUUUGAAAAAUGAUGAAGCAUCAGCCAAGAGUGAUGUUCAGAAACUUCUGGAAUUGGGCAAAAAACAAAGGGAAGAAAUGAAGUCUCUCCAGGAGGCCUUUCAAAAGCAACUUAAUGAGGCAGCUGAGAAAGCAGAAAAGCAGCAGGCUACAAUUAAUUUUUUAAAGACUGAAAUGGAAAGAAAGAGCAAAAUGAUCCGAGAUCUCCAAAAUGAGAAAACUUUAGCAAGGAUAUGUUUGAGAGUGAAUGAUCUCGUUGAUUCUCUGACAAAGUGA